AUGGCUCCAGUCAAGAACGGACGUGUGCUCUUUAACGAGAUCCCCACCGGUCUCCCCGUAGCCGGGCGGACGACGGUGUACGAUGCCUCGCAGACGAUUGACCUGGACAGCGUCCCCCUCAACGGCGGCUUCCUCGUCAAGACGCUCGUCCUUUCCAUCGAUCCCUAUAUGCGGGGCAAGAUGAGGGAUCCGAGCGUUAAGAGCUACUCGCCCCCGUACUUCACAGGAGAGCCUCUCUCGAACUAUGGCGUCGGCGUCAUCCUGCGCUCCGAGAACGCCGCCGUCAAGCCCGGCAGUCACGUGUACUCGCAUGCCUUCCUUUUCCAGGAGUACUUCGUCGCCAACGACGCGAGCGCAUUCACCGUCCUUGAGAACAAGGAGAACCUCCCCUGGUCCACAUACGUCGGCGUCUGUGGCAUGCCUGGUCAGACGGCACACCAUGCAUGGAGGGAGUUCGCUCACCCGCAAAAGGGUGACGUCGCCUUUGUGACCACUGGUGCAGGCCCUGUCGGAGCGACCGUCAUCCAGCUGGCUAAGAAGGACGGCCUCAAGGUGAUUGCUUCCGCCGGCUCUGACGAGAAGGUCGAGUUCAUGAAGUCGCUCGGCGCGGACGUCGUCUUCAAUUACAAGACGGAGAAGACGGCCGACGUACUCCAGCGCGAGGGCCCCAUCAACAUCUAUUGGGACAACGUCGGCGGCGAGACCUUCGAGGCGGCGAUCGACGCAGCCGCGCCGCGCGCGCGCUUCAUCGAGUGCGGCAUGAUCUCCGCGUACAACGGCCAGGCGCCGUACUAUGUGAAGAACCUCGUCCUCAUCGUGGGCAAGCAGCUGAAGAUAUCGGGCUUCAUCGUGAUGGACCUGUUCGCGAAGCACCUCGCGGAGUUCUACCGCGAGAUCCCUGCGGCGGUCGCGCGCGGGGAGAUCAAGUACCUCGAGGACCGCAAGCUGGGGCUGGAGCACGCGGGCGAGGCGAUCGUCGACGUGCAGACGGGGCGGAACAAGGGGAAGAGCGUGAUUGUGGUCGCGCAGGAGUGA
Messenger RNA from Postia placenta MAD-698-R-SB12, 1035 nucleotides. RefSeq lists its product as hypothetical. NCBI's taxonomy places the organism in Eukaryota, Fungi, Basidiomycota, Agaricomycetes, Polyporales, Adustoporiaceae. Gene Ontology annotation, molecular function: oxidoreductase activity, acting on the CH-CH group of donors, NAD or NADP as acceptor. The record is from RefSeq and is a predicted model, not a curated record. The transcript is spliced from 7 exons. Bases 1 to 1035 code for a protein of 344 amino acids.